ACUUAAUACAACAAUGGGAAAGAGAAAGAGCACCGAGGAACAUAGCACUCCCCGCCAUGUUAAAGUCAAUACAGUUGAGAAGGAGUCUGAUGUCGAAACACCUUAUUUAGCUACUUUCCCUGGUACCAAACCCACUUCAGAAAUGAUUUUUACAGCAUACAAAAGUGGUGAAGCCAACCCUUCAGCUAGAAAGGCAGAACAACGUACUAUCUCGGGCGAAACUGACAAAGUUAUUUUCAACGCUUCCAACUUUGGUCCUAAUGCUGUUCGUAACAACCAGUGCAAAUAUAUUGUCGGUGUUUAUUCCAAGAAGAACAAUACUUUGGACAUUACCAAUGCACCCAUUAUGAAAAUGGCACGUUCAGUAAAGGCUUUGGACGCAGACUACGUUGGUAGCAGUACAGCCGCCCGAGGCAAUAUCGCUCGUACUGCACUUGGUUUAGCUUUCGGUACAGCUAAGGCCAAACAACAAUUAAAGAGUGACGAACGUAAUUUGGUUCAAGGUUCCGAUUUAAUGGAAGAAAUGGACACUUUACAUAGCGAAAUCAGUAGGGCAACAGUCAACAUACCAAAGAAGGAAGAAAUGAAGGAAUCGAUGGAAUCAGAUUUACCUGUUCCUAAACACAACAUUGAAGCUGAAUCCCCUGAUGAUGUUUAUGAUAUUGCAUCUAUUGUUACAGAUGACGAGCUCAAUUCCUUGCCAUGCAAGGAGCUUUUGAAGGAGACCUCUUUGGAAGGUGUCAAGAGUCACUUGGCUUAUCAUGACUCCAAAUUUGUUAAUGAUCGACUCAUGGCUAUCAUUGGUUCAUCCGGAAAGAAAGACCGUAACAGAGUUCGUAAACUUAUGUAUAUCAACUUACUAAUGGGAUAUUAUCUUCGUGUACGUCCCGGAGAUUUAAGAAACCGUAGAAAGGUUGAAGCAGCAUUAAAGACACCUUCAAGUUUGAUCCUCGACGGACUUUCAGAAAGAUAUACAGAAUCUGACCAUCGUACACCUAUUAUGGCUGAUAAGAUUCUUUUGUACAUGUUCACUCUUAUUCUCUCAAUUUCAGGUUAUAGUGUACUCAUUGAUGAUCUCGGCAAGGAUCUUUUAAUUAAACCUGUAAAGCUUGCAGCAUUAUUUAAAAGCUUAGGUUGUAAGGUUGAUAAGGCAAGUGCAGAAGAAUGUCGCGAAGUUGGUAAUAAACAGGCAAAGAAGGCUACUUUGGUGAUUCCCUUAAAGUUCCCUGAAGUCAGAACUGGUAUUAGUCGUCGUUAGACAAAUUUAAAAAAUCAUUAAAAAAAUCAUGAAUAUUAUUGCAU
Mucor mucedo is the source of this 1302-nucleotide messenger RNA. Its product is annotated as RNA polymerase I associated factor, A49-like protein. Gene Ontology annotation, molecular function: DNA binding. The record is from RefSeq and is a predicted model, not a curated record. Gene Ontology annotation, cellular component: RNA polymerase I complex. Bases 14 to 1258 code for a protein of 414 amino acids. Gene Ontology annotation, biological process: transcription elongation by RNA polymerase I; nucleolar large rRNA transcription by RNA polymerase I; RNA polymerase I preinitiation complex assembly. The transcript is spliced from 4 exons. NCBI's taxonomy places the organism in Eukaryota, Fungi, Mucoromycota, Mucoromycetes, Mucorales, Mucoraceae.